AUGCACGUUAAAGGACGAAACCGAGCGGACGAGCAUCGUGGAUCAAGUACGAACGUCCGCCGAUUGGUUGGGGAGAAGCACAAGACUUUUGUCGCUGACGGCGAAGCGACGACAUUCGAGGUCGACAACACGGUGGCGGUGGCGUACACGGCCCUUGAGUUUAUUUACAUUUUAUAUCCAGUCAAAAAUUCGAAAAAUCACAAUAAAGGUAAAGGACGACACCGAGCGGACGAGCAUCGUGGAUCACUUACGGACGUCCGCCGACAGGAUAGGGUGAGGGAGGAGGCACGAGACCUUUGUCGAUGCGACACUCGAGCGCGAAAACACGGCGGCGGCGUGCGCGUACAAUAUACAGUACCUCCGCAGCCGACACGGAUAUCGUGUUACGCGACAAAGGGCGCGCGCGUUCGCCUCACGUAA
Molecule: messenger RNA, 420 nt
Organism: Macrosiphum euphorbiae (potato aphid)
Lineage: Eukaryota; Metazoa; Arthropoda; Insecta; Hemiptera; Aphididae
Source: the annotation of a GenBank genome assembly